AUGAGUGCCAAUGUUUCGAGUGGGACCCACCAUCUCCUGUAUGCCAUUGAGGCUGGUCUUCAAGGGCUCGGCGCUGAUCAAUUUGUACGACAGGUUGCAUUAAGUUCUGCGGUUGGCAUUGGGAUCAGUGGAGAUCUUCCUCAGUCGACACUGCCCUCUCUGUUGUCGAAUCUGGCGAGCGUGUUGUUCCUAGGGCUAUUCAUGUCGAUCAUCCCUGACGAGCAUGAUCGAGCUGCGGUGGAGCGACAUGAGCAUCGAGGCGCUAUGGAGAAACGAACAGUUCUGGGUGAUCGGGGAAGUGUCAGCGCACCUCUUCGCCGUGUUCCAGGGUUUCCUGAAGAUGCUGGCGGGGCUGGACAGCAACUUCACGGUGACGUCGAAAGCGGCGGACGACGGGGAGUUCGCCGAUCUGUACAUGUUCAAGUGGACGACGGUGCUGACAACAACCAUUUCUCGACGUUGUAAAUGGUAGGU
Molecule: messenger RNA, 474 nt
Organism: Salvia miltiorrhiza (redroot sage)
Lineage: Eukaryota; Viridiplantae; Streptophyta; Magnoliopsida; Lamiales; Lamiaceae
Exons: 3
Coding region: 1-465 (154 amino acids)
Source: RefSeq, a predicted model, not a curated record